Messenger RNA from Humulus lupulus (European hop), 2636 nucleotides. RefSeq names its product ABC transporter G family member 21. The record is from RefSeq and is a predicted model, not a curated record. Gene Ontology annotation, molecular function: ATP hydrolysis activity; ABC-type transporter activity; ATP binding. Gene Ontology annotation, cellular component: membrane. Bases 282 to 2378 code for a protein of 698 amino acids. Lineage: Eukaryota; Viridiplantae; Streptophyta; Magnoliopsida; Rosales; Cannabaceae. The transcript is spliced from 5 exons.
AUAUAUAACACUGGUUCAUUUCAUCAUAUAUGUUCCCUCUAUUCUAUAGAGCCAAUUAAGCUUGUAGUGUUCUUCUUCUCGUGUCCUCCUCAUCACUUUAUAAAAGUCACAUGUCUUGUUCUUGCAUGUGAUAUCUCUCUCACUCACUCUCUCUCUCAUCUCUUAUCUUCUCACUAUAAAUCCUUUAUAGCUUAAUUAAUUUCAACCCUUUAAUACUCUUCACUAUUAAGCUAGCUAGUUUUGCAGAUUUGUUUUUUUCUUCAUUAUUAGCUCUUCCAGAAAUGAUGCCUCCGGAGCAAGAAACAACCGCUACUACCACUACAACUACUAUUACUACCACUACUUCAUCACCUAACUUGAGCCGAUCGUCCGAAACCGGUUCCGGAUCCGGUUCAGUUCACGCCGAACCAACCUCCGAUACCAUGGUGACCUCGGUCUGCUUUUCGGUUGAUAAUGAUCAAGUUCUUACAGAUCAACACCAACCUCAGUCUACACCUUCGGCUAAAUAUUCAUCUAAUAAUUUCAUUUUCCGUGAAUCUCUACGCCCUGUAACACUUAAGUUUGAAGAUGUUGGUUAUGCAAUCAAGUUGAGAAACAGUAGAGGAAGCUGCAGCUACUUAAUUUCAACACAGCUACAUGAGCCGAAAACGACGUCGUCGUCUCGAGUGGUGCUAAACGGGGUGAGUGGAAUAGUCCGACCCGGGGAGCUGAUGGCAAUGCUGGGCCCCUCCGGGAGUGGUAAGACAACCCUUUUGACAGCUCUAGCUGACCGGUUACCGGGAAAAAUCACCGGCAAGAUAUCAUACAAUGGCCAACCAUUCUCAUGUGCCAUGAAGAGGAAGACCGGGUUCGUUACCCAAGACGACGUCUUGUAUCCUCACUUGACUGUUUUGGAAACCUUGACCUACGCUGCUUUGUUGAGGCUCCCCAAAAAGCUCACCAAGGAAGAGAAAAUUGAGCAAGUGGAGGCGAUCAUUAUGGAGCUCGGGUUGACCCGGGUCCGAAAUAGUGUGGUGGGUGGGCCCCUGCUCCGAGGUGUCUCAGGUGGGGAGCGAAAACGGGUUAGUAUUGGGCAGGAGAUGUUGGUCAACCCGAGUUUGUUGCUGCUUGAUGAGCCAACCUCCGGGCUCGAUUCUACCACGGCGCAGCGCAUUGUCGCCACACUUCGAGGGUUGGCACGCGGCGGCCGCACGGUGAUCACCACCAUUCACCAACCGUCUAGUAGGCUUUACAGGAUGUUCGAUAAGGUGGUGGUGUUGUGCGAGGGGUGCCCCAUUUAUAGCGGGCAUGCGAAUCGGGUCAUGGAGUAUUUCGGGUCAAUUGGUUAUGUUCCCGGGUUCAAUUACAUGAACCCUGCUGAUUUUUUGCUUGAUCUUGCUAAUGGUAUAGUAACUGACAUAAAGCAUGAAGAUGUACUAGACCAUCAUGAUGAUCAAAAUUCAAUUAAGCAGCACCUAAUCUCAUCUUACAAAAAGAGUGUAUACCCUGCUUUGAGAGCUGAAAUUGAAGAAAAUUAUAAGAACCCAGUUAGAACUUCACUAUCCAGAGGUAGUGACAAUCAGUGGAUUACUACUUGGUGGGAGCAAUUUAUGGUGCUGCUGAGAAGGGGUUUGAAAGAAAGGAAACAUGAAUCUUACUCGGGAUUAAGGAUUAUCCAAGUCAUGUCUGUGUCAAUUCUCUCAGGUCUUCUAUGGUGGCACUGCAGCACUUCAAAUAUACAGGAUCAGAUUGGACUGUUGUUCUUUUUCUCUAUCUUCUGGGGCUUUUUUCCUCUAUUCAAUGCCAUCUUUGCAUUCCCUCAAGAAAGGCCUAUGCUGAUAAAAGAACGUUCCUCGGGCAUGUACCGCCUCUCCUCCUACUACUUUGCUCGAAUGGCUGGCGAUUUGCCAAUGGAGCUUGUUCUCCCAACAGUCUUUGUAACUGUCACAUAUUGGAUGGGCGGCCUCAACACGUCUCUCCUCACAUUUGUGCUAACUCUUUUGAUAGUCCUUUUCAAUGUGUUGGUCUCCCAAGGGCUGGGACUAGCCUUGGGGGCCAUUCUCAUGGAUGUAAAACAGGCCACAACACUAGCUUCAGUGACAAUGCUGGUGUUCUUACUUGCUGGGGGAUACUACAUUCAGAAAAUCCCAGCCUUCAUAGCUUGGUUGAAGUACAUUUCAUUCAGUCACUACUGUUACAAGCUUCUUGUGGGAGUUCAGUACUCAGAACAUGAUGUUUAUCAAUGUGAAGUUGGACUACAUUGCAGGGUUAUGAAUUUUCCUGCUAUUAAAUGUUUAGGACUAGAUAAUGUGUGGUGGGAUGUAGCUGCUUUGACUGUUAUGUUUGUGGGGUAUAGGCUUUUGGCUUAUGUGGCUUUGAAGAUGGGGCAGCCUCACUAACAUUUGAUUGACACAUAAAAAGUUUGAGACAGUGAAUAUGCAUUGAGUUGAAGCUGUAAAGAAAUUGAAUGAAGGUUCAUAUAUUCUCCAACUUGAUCACGAAUAAUCACGUUGGCUGACUAAAUUUUCAGGCCGACUCUGUUGUUAGGCCUACAACAAUGUAUUCAAUUUGUAUGGAAGUAUUUUAUGAGCAAUUUAUAAAUGAAAUUGAAAUUAUGUAAUUGAUUUUUAUGCAAGGACUUUUCUUUUCUUGCUCUA